Serpula lacrymans var. lacrymans S7.9 is the source of this 1523-nucleotide messenger RNA. RefSeq lists its product as uncharacterized. NCBI's taxonomy places the organism in Eukaryota, Fungi, Basidiomycota, Agaricomycetes, Boletales, Serpulaceae. The record is from RefSeq and is a predicted model, not a curated record. The coding region runs from base 37 to 1203 and encodes 388 amino acids. The transcript has 6 exons.
UCCUCCCUGGCGCUUUCCCUCUCGUCGACGGCGACAAUGACGAGCAACAGCAACAGCACAACAAUCCCCUUGCCAGCGUAUCUCGACCUUCCCCCCCAUCUCUCUGCCCACAAGUACUUCUAUGUCUGCACCCUCACCGUUCUCGCCUGGGACACUCUUGUCCUCACACCGCGAUCAUACAAGCUUUGGAGAAUAACAAAAGGCUGGCCUGCUCUCAAAUGGAUGUAUUACUUCCUCCAGUGGUUCGUACUCAUCGACUUCAUUCCAACAGGUGUUCUGUUCUUCAGCACAACGGCUUCACAGUCGACAUGCAAACAAUUCUGGCCGUUUGAACCUAUAUGUACCGCUAUCCUCAUCGCUGUAACGUCUGCAGUGCACGUCAUCCGCAUCAGCGCAAUUUACGAUCAGAACAGCAAGGUUCGUGCAACCCUCUGGGGCCUCUUCGCCGUUCAAGUUGUCGUCACCGCUAUUUGCUGUGGCUUCUACCGCUCUGUUAAACUCGAUGUAGGUCAGGGCUGUAUCGCAGGCCCUAUUGGCAGUCAUAGUUGGGUUGGUAUCUAUUGGCUCGCUCCCACAUUAUUAUAUGCUGCUUCUUUUGUAUUCGCCGCUCGUAAAUCAUGGGCGUCUCUCGAAUCCAAGCCUCUCAGCCUCUGGAAACUCAUGCUCCGAGACGGCCUCAACCUCUACGGCGCCAUCCUCCUCGUCAACCUUGCCAACAUGCUCUUCUACUUUGUCAUGCCCCCCACCCCACCCUUGUCCACGACAACUCCUGUAGUCACCCUCGAAGACCCCAUCAAGACCAUCGUGACCUCCAUGGCGGCCGUGCUCACCACCACCAUGACCAUGCGUAUCAUUCUCUCCGUGCGCGGAUCGCUCGUCGACGGUGGAUCGUUCAUGGGCUCGCACUUCUCAGGCGCCUCCUCAUCCACCGCCGCCUCUCGCUCGAUCAGCAACAACCAUCACGGUGCACAUACCUUGAACCUCGGCGGCAUAUCUGGCGGUGGCGACAUCGGAAGCAAAGGCAUUCCCUGGGAGGGCGAUGGCAAGGAAAGCGUAGGCGAGCAGGAGGCCGUCAAGGGCGGGAUGAUCUUGCCCAUCGUCGGUGAAGACCCAGAGAUAAGAGUCGAGUCGCCGCGCCCGUAUGGGGUUCAGGUCACCGUGGAGUCGCAGGUCGAAUACGAUGAUUUCCCGAGAGGUAGAUAAAUGGGUGUUUUUAAUAUCUUUCUCCCCCCCUAUCUAUUCGGAAAGGAAAUCCAUACCGCUGUUCAUCCUAUUCACCAUGCGCAUUUCCUAUUCUUCAUCAAAUAAAAAAAAGAGAAAAAUUAACUAACACAACAACUUUUUUGCUAUCUUGCUUUUUUUUAUUUUUCAUUUGAAUAGUAUAAAUGAUACAACCUCGAUUUUAUUAUUCUAACGCCUUUUCUCAUGUGUACCUAUACCACGCCCCAGAUGCCCAUCUUGUGUACCAUGCUCUAGCUUGCUUGUACAUAAUAGAGUUGAUCAACCCUGGAAAUGCACAAAAC